AUGAACACCUUGUGUGACACAACGAACAUGCCAUAUACAGAGAUAGACAAUUUGGAACUGGAGGAGUUUGGCUUCCAAAGUAGAAGGCCCGUCCAGCUUUUUGGCGUUGAUCAAAUGGACGCUCUCAGGAAGGGCUAUUUGAACUGCUUGGCCGUCUCUUACAAACAUCAGAUGAUCAUUGCGGCUUUUGGCGACAAGAUAAAGUUGAUACGUAUUUCGGAACUUUCUCAUGUCUUGGAAUCAGAUACAGAAGAUAAAGAAACCGGGUCUUCCCCUGCUAUUGAUUUCACAGAUAAGACCACUAUCAAACUUAGCGCAUCGGUUCAACAAAUUUACUUGAAUGCCGAUGAGCAGCAUCUAGUCAUUCUUUUUGAUGGCUGUCAUCGCAUUGGUGUCGUUGAGCUUGGGAAGGUCAUAAAUGGCCAGUGGACAGGAUCAUUAACAAAAAUAAGGUUGACUAAGAUGCCUGGAAGAAUAGUAGAAGCUUCAUUUUCCAAAACGAAUCCAAAUUUAGUUUUACUUCUUUUAGAUAUCGACGAGCUUUGGCUAAUGGACUUACAGCAGAAAGAUAUCACAACGUCUACCAAACUUAUUAAAAAGGAAGUAACGGCUGCCUGCUGGACCCAAGAUGCGGAAAAUCAGAUAUAUAUAGGAAGUUCUUUGGGAAAGAACAUUUCCGUUAUUAAUAUUAGAGGAGAAACGUUGUCUUCCAUUAAGUUCGAAGAUACUAGUCUCGAGGAGAUCUUCAAGCCAUUACACAUAACGCAGAUGAAUGAAGACACUACUCUUGUCAUAUAUGGUAUCUCACGCGAGGUUAAAGAUGUGAACCCUGAAUUUAGAUCUUUUGUGUUCACGAAGGGCUCUUUCACUAAAGAGGUCAAGGAUGUGUGCAUGCUAUUUGCCGAGUUUCAUCAAAAUAUUGCUUUUUAUGAGACUCAUUUGAAUCAUUGGUGUAAAGAUUUUCCAUACCUUACGUUUACAAUAGCGUCCAAUUCGACCGAUUUCAAUGCGCUCACACCGGAAUGCCAGAUUAUUGAAUUAAAUGACUCCGACAGGGCUCAGAUGCCGUUGGAUCCGGAGACAAAUGCCGAUGACACUCCUAUAGGAUUUAUUAUGGAUCUCCAGGCGUCUGAACAGGUUAAACAACCAUGUAUGACUCUUGAUUCUUCUGGUCCAUUGCCAAGGUUCAUCAUCUUAUCCCACAGGGGUCAACUAUUGACUUGGAAUAUCUGGUAUACGAAAGCUAUCAAGGCCCAGGAAGAUGACUUAUCUGCGGCUUUGAGUUGUGUAUUGAAGGCCCCCCAAGAGGUGAAAUUACCAACGCAUACGCAAGUGCAAGCAUCGUCACCGGCCAUCCAAAAAGCUACCAAUUUAGAUUUUCCAAAAUCUGAUAGCAUAUUUUCCAAGCAUGAAAUGGGUAAUCCAUUUGGCUCCACUUCUAACCCAUUUGGAUCUGGAAAGGACUGUGUGGUGCCCGAGAAUGUGACUUCUCCACUAAUAAAAACUGCCCGUUCCCCGAAAUUGCAGGGAAAUAUGGAUACGACCUCAUAUUUACAUGAGAAACCUGCACCUAAUAAUCCCCCUAAUGCUUCCCCUGUCUUUGGAAAGUCUGGAAUUCAAAACAGUACCAGGUUCUCGCUGUCCGCACGUGCAGGUUCCGAUGCUCCUAACAUUAAAAAUUCAACCAACAGUGGAUUUUCUGCCUUUGCUUCCAACGGUAGUUCUCCAUUUGGCGCAUUUGCCAGCAAAGAUCAAACAUCACCUUUUGGUGUAAUUGCCGCUAAAGGUGCACAUACAUCACCCUUUGGUGAUUCCUUUAAGCUUGGGGCUCAGAAUAAGAAGUCAUCAAUGCUUGGGUUUGGGCAGAGCAGCGGUAAAAUGGACGGUGACAAUUCGGAGUCACCAUUCAAGUUUAAGGCAAAAAGUGAUGAAGCAUCACCUAUAGUGAAAUUGCUGUCCAGUAAGGAUAAGUCUCAACCUGUAUUUGGUAUCAACACCUCACACAAAUCUCCAUUUGAGAAAUUGGCCGAGAGUUCAGGUAAGUCUACAGGUAAGGCGUUCAACUUUGCUGGAUUUGCUUUAUCUAUGUCUGAAAAAAACUCAAAUAAUAGAAAUGAACCGGAUGAAAGUGAAGAAGAAAGCGACAAUGAUAAGGUGGAUCAGGAUGAAUAUGAUAGUGAAUUCGAUUUCGAUAGAGAUGAUGAGUCUGAUAAUGAUACGAAACUGAACGAAGAGAGGUACGCACCAUUUGUACCACUUCAGGAGGAGAAAAUUGAAGACAGUACCUCUGUUACUGUCCCAGAAGAUGCGGAAAGAAUUCAAGUUGAAAGGGAGAUUUUUAAUCAACGAGAAAAAAUGAAGAAGACAACUUCUGGUGAAGAUUCUGAACUGAACGGCCUAGAGGAGAAGGUUGGGAACAGUUUACCAGGAACAGAGGGGGAACAACAGGGAUCCAAAGAAGCCACAGAGAAAUCUGUGCAAACUAAAGAGGAAUUUGAGGAAUCCACAAAGAAAUCAACGGAAGACGAUACUAAGGGAUUUGAAUUUCCUAGUCAUGAAAAUGAAUUGAUCAAAAAAUUCAAGCAUCCGACUUUGGCGAACGAUCUCCUUUCAUCGAGGUAUGCUGAUGGCGAAAGCGUGCAGACAAAUCAGUUGGAGGAGGAAAACAAAGCGGUUGACAUAAGACCUGAGUCAGCGGAGAAGGAUGAGGUAAAAAGUGAAGAUGAGAUGUCCCAACUUCGCAAAGCCUCUGGAUCAGAAUAUCUGAUCCCCAUGGCACAAACAAAUUUGGAGGAUGAUAAGGCGGUAGAAAAGGAGGAGAACAGCUCAAAAAUGGAACCGAAUUCAUCAGAUGUAGAGGUUGAAACUGCUGAAGCGGGUUCUAGUGCUUCUUCUGAAGAAAGUUAUGAGAGGAUAGAUAAAAGAGAGGUUGAAGAACAAGCAGAUCAUAUACAAGAAAUGAAGCAAAGUGAAACCACUAGUGAUGCAGCAGUCGUUCCUUCCUCUACGGAUGCAUAUCUCACUUCAGGAACACGCGAAGACAAGGCGGCUACUGACCAAGCUAAACUUGUUCGUCAAGCUACAGACACGCCCUCUUUGCUGAACACAGAAAAAGUGGAAACAGAGACUAUGGAAUAUAAGGAUGAAAAGAUUGAAGUGGGAAACCAGCAUUAUGCUGAUUUCAAAGUGGAAUCAUUUGAAGAUGAGGAGGUUUAUCUCAGUAAAUUGGCACUCCCUCCUUCAGUUCCUCCUCUUCUCACUGUGAAAAUAGUAGAAUAUCCCAAUGAGGACAAGCCAGCUGUCGAGAAAGAGAUGCUAGAGGUCGUUUACGAUACAGAGACAGAUCUCGAAUUCCUUCAACGAAAUAUCAAUCAGUUGAACUUGUUCUUAUCGAAACAUAUGGACGACAGCGUGAUGCACACACUUGAGAAGUCUAUCGGGUUUUCCGACUUCUGGCGGUUGAACGAGGUUGGAACUGUGGAAGCGGGUAUUCAAAACACUACCAAAACGCUCACUAAUAUGAUGGCUCAACUAAGGGAUGUGAUUACUAGGGUGACAAAACUUAAUGAAGAAGUAGCUUCUUGUAUGAGACGGACUCCUGCAAUAAAGGAGUCAUUACUGAUCGAACCUCAAGCAGUCGUCAUUAGUCGCAAAGGAGGAUUAACUUUUGAUUCCAUGCAGAGAUGCCAUAAGAUCAACCUACUUGUGAAUAAGGUCAAAUCGAUGGAUUCUCAGCUACAAUCGAAACUUCUUAUUCUCAAUAGUUUGGUCCACCCCGAAGCAUUGACAGAACAUCCUCAAAACAUGGAUAUCGUUAUUUCUGCCAUGGACUCGCGAUUCCAGCAGCUUUUGGACGGACUUUACGAUAUCAAAAAAGAAUACGAUAGUGUAGCUACUAUGCGUCAAUACAAGGACUCUGACAAUACUAUAUCAGACUUAUUUGAUAACCCCAAGAACAGCCUCAAAGCAUUCAUCAAGGGUGACAGAACGGAAAACGAAACAAUUAGGGUUUCAUCCAUUAUAUCGGCUGUUGGUAGUAGGAGUCGGCUAGGGAAGAUGUUCCAUGAUAGGGCCUUUCACCCUAGGAAGGUGACUUUGUAA
Brettanomyces nanus is the source of this 4101-nucleotide messenger RNA. RefSeq lists its product as uncharacterized. Lineage: Eukaryota; Fungi; Ascomycota; Pichiomycetes; Pichiales; Pichiaceae. Gene Ontology annotation, molecular function: protein binding. The transcript is spliced from 2 exons. The record is from RefSeq and is a predicted model, not a curated record. Bases 1 to 4101 code for a protein of 1366 amino acids.